Ostertagia ostertagi is the source of this 210-nucleotide messenger RNA. Lineage: Eukaryota; Metazoa; Nematoda; Chromadorea; Rhabditida; Trichostrongylidae. The record is from the annotation of a GenBank genome assembly.
AUGUAUCAGUUCACCUUGCCCGACAUGAGCUGCGGCCACUGCGUCGCCGCCAUCACCGAAGCGUUGCAGGAAGUCGACGCUCAGGCCCGCGUCGACAUCGACCGCGGCACCAAGACCGCCCAGGUCGACAGCGCCCUGCCCCGCGAAACACUGGCCGCCGCGCUCGCCGAAGCCGGCUAUCCGCCCGCGCCGGAACCCUCCCGCGUUUGA